AUGGCCGCCGUACCUCCGACUCCGCAUCCACCGGGCGCAUUUCCAGACACGCCAGGAUUUGGCUCAUCCGCACCUUACAGCCAAAAUGAGGGUCCUCUGGAGGGUGCAGGCCGUUCAGUCAUCAAUGCGCCCCUUCUCGAAGAGGAGUCCAAUGCCACUGCUAUAUCUGGCGUUGACGGAACGCCCAAUGCCGCUGCAGAGGGCCUUGGCGUCUUUCAGGCCACUCCAGACCGCAGGGGACUGCCUGCCCUCACGAGUGAUCAUGGACUCAAGACGGACAGCGUGCAGCCAGAGGGACAUGCUGGCAACGUUGAAGAUCUGGGCCAGACAAGUACGCUUGGGCAUACCCCUAACACGGAUGGUGCUGUGCCGGGCGUUGAAGGCGUCCCUGAGCCUGCCGCGGAGGGUCUCGGCAUGUUUCAGGCAACAUCAGCCCAGCGAGGUCUACCUGCCCAGAUCGAUGAGCAUGAUGACAGUCUAGGAGAGCAUGUUCGCUCGCCCGGUCAUACUGGCAAUGUCUUGGGCGAAUCAGCCCGCACCGCAGAUGAGUCGCCGCUCAGCAAUGCUGCAACCGCACCUGGGCCAGUUGUCGAGACCGAGGAUGCUUCGCAUGAUGCGAAGCGUGGGUUGAUGGCUGCAGGAGCGUCUGCCGCUGUCGUGGGAGGCGGUCUUACGACCAAUCAGCUUUUCGACGGUGAUGCACGAGAACCGACGUCCCCACAUGGCGCUUUACUAUCGGACCUCAAGUCUCAAGGUAAUCAAACAGAACCUGCGACAUCUGUACAAGCCGUAAGAGGGGCGCCUUUUGCAACUGAUGCUAUCGAUGAGCCUACGUCCUCCGUCGAGCCCGCUGCUCUUGCAGCAAGCGAGCCCGCUCAACUCGCGACCGGCGCUGCAGCGGCCAACCCAACCUCGUCGCCAGCACAACCGCGCCAGCUCCCUCGUGCUAUCGGCAUGUUCAGCGCCCUUCCCACUGCGCGCGCCGAUCCCACAACGGUCGAAGCGAUGCAAGCCCAUCCGGUACCAGAGUCCGAGGACGUCAACAUCCAGGAUGCACUCGCCGACGCACCCUAUCAGGCGCCGCUCGGUGCUUCAUCCUCAGUCGAAGCCACAGGCCUUCCCUUGACGGAAGCCUCGCCUCUUGUUGCGAACGACGUUUCGAACGACGUCGACAUCCCGAACGACGAGCUGGCACGACACAGCGUCGCAUCUGAACCGGUGACGUCGGAGCCAAGGCCAGAGCAGCUGACUGCACGAGAGCCGGAGGCUAUCGCUAUUGCUGCACCGAGUUCAGCGGCUGAGCCGGGUCAUGUCGAGGGCCUGACAGCUGGACCGGACCAUGAAGCCAGGCACGCAGCAGAGGCCGCUGCUGCUCUCGCUGCCGGUACUGGAGGCGUUGCCGCCGUUGUUGCCACCCACUCCAGCGUACCUGGUGGAUCCGUUCAGCACGAAAGCUUUCAGCAAGAGUCCGCGCCCGUCAGUGGCCUAGCGCAAGACUCUGCACCUAAGAAGAGCCUUGACUUUAGUCCUCGCCAUGCUCAUCCUGACGCAUUCGAAGCUCAGGUGGCGACACCGCCCGAAGCUGUCAAGCAGGCUCAUGCACACCCAGCAUUGCCAGGAUCAGUCGUUCAUGCCAGCCAGGACCAGCCCGCAGCGAUCAAGACAAGCUCGGCUGCACUCGCUACCGCCGAGUCGGAUAAGGCACGCAAGUCGAAGCAUCGCACAUCGACAAAUGAGGGCAAGCGCAGCUCGCGUGCAGAGCCCACUUCACCUAAGCCGGCAUCUCCGCGCGUCCAGAACAAUCGUGCUGAUCCGAGCAAGCGCGCCUCGACCGCAGGUACAAACUACGGGGGCAAGAACAAGACAGGGCCGACACCCAAAUUCGCUGGACCUCCCGAUGGCAAAGUGCCCGACAAACCAACGACUUCGGCUGCCCAUACCAGUCCCUCGAGCGGUGAGAAGAAGCCUAGCUUCCUCAAGAAGCUGUUCGGCAGUGGCAAGUCAAAAUGA
Messenger RNA from Mixia osmundae IAM 14324, 2010 nucleotides. RefSeq lists its product as uncharacterized. Lineage: Eukaryota; Fungi; Basidiomycota; Mixiomycetes; Mixiales; Mixiaceae. The coding region runs from base 1 to 2010 and encodes 669 amino acids. The transcript is spliced from 2 exons. The record is from RefSeq and is a predicted model, not a curated record.